CCACUGUGCCGCCACUUAAACAGACUCGACGAGGGUCUAGGCAGGCUUUAACUUGAGCUGUUUCCGACGAGCAAUGGGGAAGCCAAAGCUCUUCUCCAUCGUAUCCAUGGACGGCGGCAUGCGCCACCACCAGCUCGAAGCCGCAGCAUGCCAAAGCCAGAGUCUUCGUCCUCCCCCUACCGGCGCCAGUAGUCCCUGCGGCGUCUCCUUGGUCGCCGCCGUCGCCGUCUGCCUCUUUCUCUUGGCCGCUUCGUCGGCGAUCUACUGCUUCUGCGUCGUGAGCAACUCCUCUAAUAAGGAAAGCCUCCUCCUCAAGCUCAAAGGCAGGAUUUCCAAGGAGAAGAAGAGCCGGCGGCAUCAGGACGAUAAUGCACGACGGCCAGAGCCGCCGGGAAGGGGGAGCGGGUGGUGGUGGUCCGUCGUGGAGACGCUGGCCUUCGUGGCCGCCAACGGCAGCGGCAGGGGCUUCUACAGCUUCGUGCACGCGCGCCACCGCCGGCACGGGCCCCCCUGCUUCCGCACCGCGCUCUUCGGCGCCACCCACGUCUUCGUCUCCUCGCGCGACGCCGCCAGGUCGCUCCUCGCCGCCGAGCCCGCCGGCUUCUCCAAGCGCUACGUGCGCACCGUCGCGGACCUCCUCGGCGAGCACAGCCUCCUCUGCGCCUCCCACGCCGCGCACCGCUCCCUGCGCCGCGCCGUCGCGCCCCUCUUCAGCGCCCGUGCCACCGCGUCCUUCGCCGCCGCCUUCGACGCCCUCACGCUCCGGCUCAUGCGGGGCUGGGCCUCCUCCUCCUCGGGCGGCCGCGCCGCCGCCGCCGUCGUGGUGCUCGACGCCGCGCUCGGCGUAACCUUCGAGGCGAUCCGCGACAUGCUCGUGGCCACGCUGCCGCGCGACGCCAAGAGGCAGCUCCAGGGCGACGUGCUGGCCGUGACGCGGGCCAUGCUGGCGUUCCCGCUCAGGCUGCCGGGCACGAGGUUCCACGCGGGCCUCCGUGCGCGGAAGCGGAUCAUGGAGCUGCUCAGGCGAGAGAUCGCCUCCAGACGGCGGGACGGCUGCCUGCGGCAGCGCGGUGAUCACGGCGGCGGCGACAUGGACUUCCUGCAGAGCCUUCUCCUCCGGACCCAGCAGCAGCAACAACCGGACAACGACGACGAGGCGCUCCUCACGGACGAGAGAUCCGCACUAUGAUCCGAAAGUGGCUGAUGAAGAACCCAAAAUACUGAACGUAUCGCAACAGGGUUUCAGAUCAACAAGGGCUGGAUUGGGAACGUCGAUGCGAGGUCCCUGCACUAUGAUCCGACGAUUUACGAAAACCCCACCAUGUUUGAUCCUUGGAGGUUCAACGGGGAGGACAAGAAGCCGCCGUACAGCUUCCUGGUGUUCGGAGCAGGCGGGAGAACCUGCUUGGGGAUGAACCUCGCCAAGAUCAUGAUGCUCAUCUUUCUGCACCGGCUUGUUACGACCUUCAGAUGGGAGAUAGCAGACGAGGACACAAGCCUUGAGAAGUGGGCAAUGUUUCCUAGGCUCAAGAACGGAUGCCCCAUUCACCUCACCCCCAUAUGAAUAUAUGAUGAACCAUGGAUCAGAUCGGAUCGGACAAUAACUUGGGGGUAGGAAUGAAUCUCCUGUAAGGUUUUAUUAAUUUAUUUCUCAUAUAUGGCCUAGCUAGUGGAUCAGCAUCACUCAUCAGACUGUGUUAGAGUCGCGCUCCUGGGAUCAAUGAAGAAAGCCAAGCACACUAACUCUGUAUGGGAAAGAAUGGCAUGCUCAUGUUUCAUACUCCUAAAUGCUCCCAUUCAAUAAUACAAGGAAUUUCUUUGUUUCAACCUAGUCUUGAAGUUGAUUAAGAUUUUGGCCAUCAUUAAUUCCGUUUGCAUAUAUGUUUCACUAAACUGCAUUUGCAUGGUGAGCAGACUUUAGUUCCUGAUGUCAACAUCUAAUUUGGAACUGCAUUGGAUAGUUCAUUAGUUUGUGCUUAUUUGGGAGGAAUUUGAAGGCGGAUGGACGGAGGAGGAGGAGCACGAAGGGGAUCGAAUGUCUGUGCUGUUGGCCUGACGGGAAAGGAGAGUCGUUUUUGUUGUAGUGGGCCCCACCAUCCAAGCUUGCACAUUGCAAUCGCUCUGUUCGUCUGGCUGUGGCUGGUGUUGAUUUAUUAUAAGAAAAAAGUACUGUUGUCUGAC
This is a messenger RNA of Panicum virgatum (switchgrass), 2181 nucleotides long. RefSeq names its product abscisic acid 8'-hydroxylase 2-like. Lineage: Eukaryota; Viridiplantae; Streptophyta; Magnoliopsida; Poales; Poaceae. Gene Ontology annotation, biological process: sterol metabolic process; brassinosteroid homeostasis; brassinosteroid biosynthetic process. Gene Ontology annotation, molecular function: iron ion binding; heme binding; oxidoreductase activity, acting on paired donors, with incorporation or reduction of molecular oxygen. The record is from RefSeq and is a predicted model, not a curated record.